AUGGAGAACUAUCAGCAAAUGAAAUGGAUUUCAAAUCCUUUUCAAGAACAUAACAUGACAAGUGGGUUAUCAAUAAGAGCUAAAGAAGAAUUAAUCGAACUAUUUGAAGAUAGUGUGUUUAAAAUGGAUUUCAAUCGAAAAAAAUUAAUAAGUUUCUGGUUAUCAGUUCAAGAAAAUUAUCCAACUGUUUCCAAUGAAGCUGUAAAGAUGCUACUCAAAUUCAUUUCAUCAUAUAAUUCAACAAUGGUUCGCUUUAGUAGUAAUAUAGACGUGAUAUCUAUUAUUAUAGUUGGUUUUACUUUAAAUUAUGCUAGUGCAGGCAUAACAAAUCCGCCUGAUGGGAAGGGGAACCAAGAGUGCGGUGUUACUGGGGGUUUUGUGGCGACGGGUCCAUAUAAAACAGUUAUACCUAUGGUUGUUGACAAACAGAAAAAGUCAUCCAAAAAUAAGGGUUUAGAAGAAGGCACAUAUUUUGGUGAGCCCGAGCCCGAAAAGGAAGUGUUAUCCAGAAAGGGUAAUUAUUAUUACCCCAGCAUAUUUUAA
Messenger RNA from Macrosiphum euphorbiae (potato aphid), 543 nucleotides. The record is from the annotation of a GenBank genome assembly. Lineage: Eukaryota; Metazoa; Arthropoda; Insecta; Hemiptera; Aphididae.